UUGAUUUGAUGAUAAAUAUUUUUAUUAUUAUUAUUUAACAAAAAUUCUGAUUAAUUUAUUUGAAAAAAAAAUGUCAAACGAAACUAAUAAUAAUAAUAAUAAUGUUGCAGUUGAAGAAUUACCUGAAGAUCCUACAAUUAUUGAUCCAAAUAAAACAUUAAACGAUGGUAAAACUUAUCUGAUUACAAAACGUUAUGAAAAAUAUGAAGAUUCCGAAGAAUCAACUGAUUAUGAACCAAUGGAAUUGGAUCUCGAUUCAAAAGAAUUAGAAUUUACACAUUGUCGUAUAGCAACGAUUAAAAAUUUCAAUGUACUCAAUAAAACUGAAUUUCUUGGUUUACGAAAUAAUUUGAUAAACAAAAUUGAAGGUCUAACACAGCUUAUCACACUUCGUGAGCUUGAAUUGUAUGAUAAUCAAAUUGAAAAAAUUGAAAAUUUAUCAAACCUAAUAAAUUUAGAAAUUCUUGAUCUUUCAUUUAAUCGACUAAAACGUAUCGAAGGACUUGAUACAUUGGUUAAUUUGAAAAAAUUAUUUCUUAUUAAUAAUCAAAUUGAAAAAAUUGAAAAUUUAAAUCAAUUGGUUAAUUUGGAAACAUUAGAAUUAGGUGCAAAUCGUAUAAGAAAAAUUGAAAAUAUUGAAAAUUUAUCAAAACUUGAAAAUUUAUUUUUGGGCAAAAACAAAGUGACUAAAUUGGAAAAUUUAGAUCAUCUUCAUUCGUUAACAUUGUUAAGCAUACAAUCAAAUCGUAUAAUCAAAAUUGAAGGAUUGGAUUGUCUGACGAAAUUGGAACAACUGUAUAUUAGUCAUAAUGGAAUAAGCAAAAUUGAAAAUCUUGAUAAAAAUCUAAAGAUUAAUACACUUGACUUGGCUGGCAAUCAAAUCAAACAAUUUGAAAAUAUUGAACAUUUAAUUGAACUAGAAGAACUUUGGUGUAAUGAUAAUCAAAUUAAUGAUUGGCAUAAUGUUGAAAUAUUGUCCAAAUUACCAAAAUUAUCAACAGUUUAUUUGGAACGAAAUCCAAUCGCAAACGAUCCUAUGUAUCGUAAAAAAUUAAUGCUCAUUGCACCUUUAUUGAAACAAAUUGAUGCAACAAUAUGUCGAUAGAAUGAUGAUUGUCGUUGACCAAUCAAUAUUACACUGUUGUUGUUUUUUUUUCUCCAAUAUUUUGUGAUUUUUGACAAUAUUUUUUUUUCAUCUAUUUUUUUCCACACAAAAAUAAAAUACUUAUUUGUGAUUGUGAUUGGUUACCCUCUUAUCACGAUGACAAAACUUUA
Dermatophagoides pteronyssinus (European house dust mite) is the source of this 1275-nucleotide messenger RNA. RefSeq lists its product as uncharacterized. Gene Ontology annotation, molecular function: protein binding. The record is from RefSeq and is a predicted model, not a curated record. Lineage: Eukaryota; Metazoa; Arthropoda; Arachnida; Sarcoptiformes; Pyroglyphidae.